This is a messenger RNA of Gigantopelta aegis, 3845 nucleotides long. RefSeq lists its product as uncharacterized. NCBI's taxonomy places the organism in Eukaryota, Metazoa, Mollusca, Gastropoda, Neomphalida, Peltospiridae. The transcript is spliced from 14 exons. The coding region runs from base 201 to 2393 and encodes 730 amino acids. The record is from RefSeq and is a predicted model, not a curated record.
GUACUGAAGUGUAGUGGUGGCGAGCGCGAAAUUCAAUAGAUUUAUUUUGACGAUGAAAUAGGAAAAUGCACCAGUUUGAGCAAUUGACUCAGCAGUAUUCAAGUUUAAUGUCGACUACGAACCAUAGUUGAUAAAUAAAAAUUCAAGAUUUAUUUGUUGCUUGUGAAGAGGUCAAAUAAUGCAUACAAUUUCCAUUUGAUAUGGGAAGCCAGGAAGAGUUUCGAAGGAGAAAGAGGCAAAGAAAAACUAAAUCGGAAAGAGACAAGACUAGAACAUCAGUGCCUAGUCAGGGCGAGGUAGAUGUGAAACAGGAUGUUAGCAGGCACCUGAAGACAGCCCGUCAUGUUUCUUAUCCUCUGCGGUCUUUAGGUGGCCUUGCCAGUGAUAAAAGCAGCAGCAUCAUCUCACAAAGUAGACUAACGAGAAGACUUGGACUGUACAACCAAUCAAAAACAUCAAGGAAGAUUUGCAGAGAACCAAUAAUCGUACCAGAAUCUGUUAGGAAGAAAACUGAAGAAGAUCUCAAGAAGAUUUUAGAUCUGACAGAAAAAAUGCCAGCAUUACAAAUGGAAGUAGAUAUGGAUGUGUCGAGUCCCACUUUGUCUGUUGUGGAGAAAAAUAAACCAACAAGUAAGUCUUCAGCAACAGCAGUACAUGAUGUUCCGUCAUCAGGUAUUAGCCUUCCAUCCACAUCCCAUGAAGUGACCCCUGUUGGACCAAGUGGUAGCAACUCCAACACUAAACACAGUGUCAAAGCCGCAGCAUCUGCAUGUGCCAGCUUAACAGAUAUGGAUGAGGAUGUUAAUGACGAAGAUGACUUUCCUUCGUCUCCUCCAAUGAAUGAAAUAGCAGAAUAUCUUUGUGGUGAGCUAGAAAACCAAACGAUGUUCAGAGAUAGAGAUCUAGUGCAAGAAAUAUGUGAUGAAUUAAUAAAGAAUUUCAGAAUCAUUGGACCACGUUGUGCAACACCGUCCAGUAAACAGAAUGAGAAGUCUGUGGCUGCUGGAAGUAUUCGAAGAGUCCUGCUUGACAGUUACUCUGACAGUCCAAACAAAGAAAAUACAGACUUGAUGCCCACAGCAGAAAUAAUAAUUUCACAAAAUUUAUCGACUUCAGAGGCUAGGUGCAGUGUUCAAAUACACGGGGAUCAGAAGUCGACAUAUUUCCGUGAAUCUAAAUCUGAAAGCGCUAAGAAUCAUUUCUGUAGAUCUUUGGCGUUCAAUGAAUCAUGCAGAAAUAUCCUAGAAACUGUCCACCUAAAAGAAAAGGACAUACGGCAAGAGUGUGCUGAUGCUCUUAUACUGUUGGGGAAAACACAUCAGGCAAUUCGAGACAAUGGAGGAACAGUGGAGAUGAUGUGCAAGUCAGGAAAGGAAGUGGACAGUAAUGUUAAAAAUGUGAUGACUUUAAAUAAUCCUCACAGAAAUGUGACAGAAUCCCAAUCUUCCCCCAGUGCCCUAGCCUUACUUGUCCAGAAUGACAAAAAUGAAGCAAGUCUUUUAGCAAAACAAGCUGAAUGUGGGUCUAGUCAUAUUAGCAAAGACCCUUUCCUUUUGUAUCACAGAAAUUACAAAAUGACUGAAAAAGACCUUUACGGCAGAGAAACUACUUUGCCGUUGCCCGAUAGAGCCUCAUAUUACAAUAAUAAGAAUAAAGCUCAUACCAGUUGUAUAGACAUGUCAAGACUGUACGACGGCAGCUGUAGCCAACACUUGAAAGAACAAAUUAUUCCUGGCAGUUAUUCCCAAGCGUCUGGAUUUUACCGUCAUUACCCACAGAUGUCGACAAACACAUGUACUGUGUCAUCGCUUGAUCAGCUGUUAAAGUGUGACAGACCUCUCGAAAGAUGUUUGUGUUCAGAUGAACAUUCUUUUGUAGUACCAACAAUUCACAAGAAUGUCCACAAACCGCUGGAGAGUCACAGACAGAACCUAGCGCUCGCCAUCCAGUCUGCUGCCCGCCCUUGGACCAAAGAAACGUCUCUACCAGAGAGGAAGAAGACAGCUGUUGUGACAGAGUAUCAACAACAUCCUGAAUUCAUGCCAAGGUUUCAUGGAGAUUUCUACAAGGAUGCAUUGCUAUUUCAGGACGAUGUGUGGCCAAAUGGAGAUAAAACAUCUGACCAUUCACUCAUAACUGAAACAGAGAUGACUGAAAACAUGGAUAUUCUGGACUAUCUGGACCACAGUCAGGGAAGUCAGGGUGAUCGAGUUCAUGAUGGCUUGCAUCGCCAUGGUAAAAUAACGUACAACCGGAAACUGUUGAGACCAGGUUCGCCCGACUCGGAUGGUUCUCCCACAUGGAUAGCUCCCGAGGCUUCACUGCGAGCAUGGAAACCAAAGAUAGGUUCACCGGAAUCGCCACAAAAACUCUACCCUCGAAGACUGUACUAAGACCUUUCUUUUAAACUAAUUCUGGGAUUGCUGCAACCCAAAUAUCUUUGCAAAAAAGUGUUUAUGUUACAGCAAAUUCCUUAUGGUUGACACGAAGUGCAGUGUAGCUUUAAGUUAUAACACAGACUAGUUGACAAAACCAUUGGAGGUUGGGGUAUGCCAUCCACAGACACCACACCCACCUACCCUUCAAAUAUUCUAUUUAAGUGUAUCUCUGAUUCAGAAACUCUGAUCAGACAACAUACACCCAGCUUCCCAAAUAGCUUGGGGAGAACAUUUUUCAGUAUUAACCAUAUUUAUAUUUGUGCCCUCAAUCCAAAAUUAAGUUAUCUGAUGAGUCUAAUUGACAAAUGGUGUUUCAACUCAAUGCUAGAAAUGGAAUUUAUUAAUUUCUUGGUGUUAAAUACAAUGAUUCACAAAUGUUGCUUCGACCAUAUCAGUGACGGGUUAUUUUUAAUAAAAGACCCAAUAAGAAAUAUGUGUUGCUGGUUGACAGACAUUUAUUUAAAUUAUAUCCAUGCAUUAAAGUGAAAUGCAAUCAAGAACAUAGAAAAUAUUUAUAACUUUAUGAAUGAUUUACUAAAUAAUUUCACCCUUUUUUGUCAUGUUUGUGUACAGAAUAAGUUAUAUAUGUACUACUAAUGUAAUCAGGGGUAGAAAUUGAAAUAUUCCAUUUGCCUGGGGGGACUAGUAGCCUAGAAAAGUAAUUAGUCUGUGAAAAAAACACUAGUUCCCUUAUUAUUCAGGCACUGUGCAGGAAAUUAAGCUCACUUGUGAGCGAAAUGUCUAGUGGGUUUCGAGUCAUGCUUCCUGAAAAAAAAACUAUUUAAAAACAAAAGGACAAUUCACGGAGUGGAGAGGGGUGGAUUUUAACACAAACCCCUCCCUCCUGUACUCACAUUUUAUUAAAACUCAGAAGGAGGGGAGGGGGGUGUGAGAAAGACAUUUUGUUUUUAAAAUUUGAUUUGUGACAGUUGGUGAUCAGUUGAAAAUUGAGAGCAACUACUAUUUAAUGUCCUAUAAUUGUGUGGCAAUAGAUUUAUGAAAUUUGUGUAUGGAAUCACGAUGCGAUACUGAACAAAAUGUUCCCUUGAACUAUGUUACAGACAGGAUGUGCAUCAUCUGUGGUUGAUCCUGAAAAUGUAAAGAUAAGUAUGCCUGCAUAACAAUCACAAUGGAAUACAUAGAUCUUCUGUAAUUUGUACUCAUCUCAAGCUAUUUGACUCACCUGGGAUGAGUGGGCCUGUAUUAGUUUCUAUCCCUGGUAAUAAAUUAUUUUGUUGCAAAGUUUUAAUUUAAUAUUUGUUUCUUGUAAAUAAAUUGACACUGUAUACAAUGUUAAUACCACGCAUCAACUUUUAUUUUAUGUUUCUUUGAGAGAAAGAAUUUUCAGUUGUACACAAUUGAUGUAAAAAUAUUAAAACUGGCAAAAGUGCCAUAUUAAUAAAUUAC